ACAUGACAGCAACCAGAAACUGAAAACACAAUCAUUUUUAAAUCAAUUGCAGCAGCCAAUCAAACCUUAAGAAAUACUUAAGGGAAAAACACCAAAAAGUAGUCCUAAGUAGCUUACCAAUUAUUUACAGCAACAAGAACCAACUAAUUUAAUAGACUGGCCUGUUUAUUUUGCCUCUACACUGCCCUCAUGUGGUUACAACGUUAUAGUUUACUACACUUUGUGACAAGAGUAUGAGUGAAGUGAGUGUGUGUGGGGAGGAGGGAAAGAGAUGACAGAGAUUCAAAACCUCAAGCUGGUUUAUGUUUGUGUUUCAGCUCCCAUAUGAAAUACGGCGAAGAGGUUCUUUCUGGAGUCCGCUAAUGCUCGCCCACAUCUUCCCUCUGCCCGCAAAGAGACUCAUUACGUCAGACUUUACAAUGAACUACAACAGUACUAGCGCUUUAUGGCCGGACAUUAAAUUAGAAGGUGUAUAUUAUCAGCUUAGAAACUGCAGAAUCCAUCAAUAUGCCUUGGGACACAAGCGCUUCCUGCGAAUUUCCAAACGCCUCAUUUUAUUCCGUCAGUGGGAGCCGGAGUCUCUCGAUGGAAGAAACCAUUUGGACUCAUGAAGGUGGUGUUCGUUUUUCAGCUCGCUCGCUUUUUAAAAUACCAACACGUCUUUUCUUUAAUUCAUACGAACUAGUGGAAUUUAAAUACGUUGUAAGAAAUACGGAAUUAAAAUAAGCGUAUAGAACGACGGUUUAUAAAAUAUGUAAAGCACAUUGUGAAUUCCUACCCUCCUGAAAAAGUUGGUACGUCUUACACCCCGCCGUUAGCCGUUGUUGUACCCUAUGCUACUGAACAGAUUUACCGCGAUACAAACUAGCUUCCCACUGGCCUUAACCGCCAGAAAAGAUGCUUCUUCGCAGGAUUAAAACGAUAAAACAAACACCGGGACGUCUGUUAAAACUUUACCCAACUGUGCCCAAACUUUGAUAAGACCACCAACCAAAUAUAGUUUCGAGUGUGUUAGCUUUGUUUUAUUAUCUCCUCACUAUUCUUGUUUUUUUUUUUUUUUUUCCCCACUGCUCGAGGUUUUCUGCUUCUUUCUUUUCUUUUCUUAUUUUUCCCUUUUCAUUGGAGGAGUCCAGUCUGAUGAAUUCGCCGAAAAGGGACGGAGACGAUGAUGUGCCCGUUAAAGACCCGGUGAAAUACGGAGAGCUGGUCAUUUUGGGGUACAAUGGCUCUCUGCCGAGCGGAGACCGCGGGCGCAGAAAGAGCCGCUUCGCUCUUUACCGAAGGGCCAAGGCCAACGGCGUCAAACCCAGUGCUGUGCACAUCCUCAACACGCCGCAGGACAGCAAGGCGGUCCACAGCAGAGGGCAGCACAGCAUCUCUUUCACACUGUCCCGUAACCAGACUGUGGUGGUGGAGUAUUGCCAUGACAACAGCACAGACAUGUUCCAGAUCGGACGGUCCACAGAAAGUCCCAUUGACUUUGUGGUGACCGACACCUCCGGAGGGGGGACAGAAGGAGAUGACCCCUCCAUCGCUCCCAGCACCAUCUCCCGCUUUGCCUGCAGAGUGGUGUGCGAGCGCAACCCGCCCUACACCGCACGCAUUUACGCCGCAGGCUUUGACUCGUCUAAAAAUAUCUUUUUAGGGGAGAAAGCAACCAAGUGGAAAAAUCCUGACGGCCACAUGGACGGCCUCACCACCAACGGGGUGCUGGUGAUGCAUCCGGAAGGUUUCCCGCAGGACCCCAAGCAGGGUCUGUGGAGGGAGAUUUCUGUGUGCGGAGAUGUCUAUGCCCUCAGAGAAACUCGCUCUGGGCCCAGUCGGGGCAAACUGGCAGAAGGGGAGAGCAGCGCACUGCGGGACGGCUCCCUGGUGGAUCUUUGCGGCGCCACUCUGCUGUGGCGCACCGGGGAGGGACUGAUGCGCGCUCCCACCCUGCGUCACCUGGAGGCCCUUCGUCAAGAACUAAACGCGUCCCGACCCCAGUGUCCUGUAGGCCUCAGCACGCUGGCCUUCCCAAGCUUACCACGCAGCCACAGCCUUGAAGAGCGUCAGCCCUGGGUCUACCUCACGUGCGGCCACGUCCACGGACGCCACGACUGGGGCCAGAGAUCUGAGAGGGUGGAGGACCCCGGGGAGGGUGAGGGCUCCACCAAGCGCCGAGAAUGCCCCCUGUGCAGAAGCGUGGGCCCCUACGUGCCGCUGUGGCUGGGCUCUGAGCCUGCCGUGUACGUGGACGCCGGAGCGCCCACUCACGCCUUCGUACCGUGCGGCCACGUCUGCUCGGAGAGGACAGCCAAAUACUGGGCCGAGACCCCUCUGCCCCACGGGACACACGCAUUCAGGCCAGUCUGCCCCUUCUGCUCCGCCGCCCUCGGUACCCCCGGCUGGAUACGGCUCAUCUUCCAGGGCCCCAUCGACUAGCUGGACCUUCAGUAACCACCAUCCCAACCACAGGAAGCUACUUGAGCCUCAUUCUCGUGGCAAACGUCAAUGAGUGAUGAAUCAAUUCAGUGUUGAGCAUGGCUGUCAGGGCAGCAUAUGCGUUCUGAGUGGUCGACCGCGCUCUCGCAACGUUGUGUUACAGAAUGUCAAUCCGUCCCCUUGUUUAUCCUUCUGAGCUUCAAGAUCAGGAGGACAUGACAGACUAAUCAGUGCUAACAAGUAGAUAGUGAGUCUUCCAAUCUAACAAAAACAGAGUGGGCUAAUUUUCGUUACGUAGAACGUAAAGAGAAUCUGCGGUGAUGCUGCUUGAGCUUUUAAAAAUCCCUCACUAUAAGAUGACUCAGCCCCGUUGUACUGUAACUACACACUAUCAGGUUCAAACAUCCUUUUUAAUUCUCUUCAGAGUGUGAAAUGUUAAGUAGCUUUUUUGCACAUACAAAACAAAUGGCCUU
Xiphophorus hellerii (green swordtail) is the source of this 2897-nucleotide messenger RNA. Its product is annotated as E3 ubiquitin-protein ligase pellino homolog 2. The record is from RefSeq and is a predicted model, not a curated record. Gene Ontology annotation, biological process: regulation of Toll signaling pathway; protein polyubiquitination. Bases 1138 to 2424 code for a protein of 428 amino acids. NCBI's taxonomy places the organism in Eukaryota, Metazoa, Chordata, Actinopteri, Cyprinodontiformes, Poeciliidae. Gene Ontology annotation, molecular function: protein binding; ubiquitin protein ligase activity. The transcript has 7 exons.